Molecule: messenger RNA, 3186 nt
Organism: Lagopus leucura (white-tailed ptarmigan)
Lineage: Eukaryota; Metazoa; Chordata; Aves; Galliformes; Phasianidae
Product: rho GTPase-activating protein 7-like
Exons: 11
Coding region: 173-2587 (804 amino acids)
Biological process (GO): regulation of Rho protein signal transduction; signal transduction; actin cytoskeleton organization
Molecular function (GO): protein binding; GTPase activator activity
Source: RefSeq, a predicted model, not a curated record
GUGACCCAGCUGCGCUCUCCCGGUUCCCAGCCGGGAUUCUCCACCCCGCUGGGUGGGAUCUCCCCGUUCCCCUUAAAGGGCAGCGGGCGGCAGGGCUCAGCUGCCCCCACGAGUCGUUCGGAGGGACAGAUGUUGCUGUGCUUGGCGUGACGUGGCUCUCGUCGUUCGUUCCAUGGCAGAACUUGAAGCCAGAGAAGCCUGUGCCUGGCUGCGGGCCGCCGGCUUUCCCCAGUAUGCCCAGCUGUUUGAAGAUAUGCAGUUUCCUAUUGACAUAAGGACUGUGAGGAAAGACCAUGAAUUUUUAGAUGGAGAUGCAAUCGAAUCACUGUUCAGACGGCUGAACACGUUGAAUAAGUGUGCAUUGAUGGAAGUGGAAAUAAACUGUCAGAGGACCCAGAGCGACGACUCCGAUGAUGAUGAACCUUGUGCAAUAAGUAAUAAAUGGGCGUAUGAGCGGUGCAGCCAGAAGUGGUUUCGCCUUGAGAGCCUAGAAGGUUCUACAGAAGGUGCUGGUGCAUCCCUCCCAGGCAGCCCAAUGCUGAAGAGCACUGGUAAUGAAAACAGAGUCCUUUUGGACCAUGGUGACAAACACGAUACGUCAUCAAUUCAUAGCACUAGCAGCGGUGACAGUGAUGCCGUUAGCUCCCCAAAGUCUUUUGAAGACAUGGAAGCCAGCCCGAAUUCUUGCAGUAAAGUUGCUUCACUGGAAUCUGCCUUUAAUUGCUCACUUCCCCCCAGUUUAAAUGCCACCAAUGAGAAGAAGCUUUGGGAUAAGUCACCGUACAAAAAGAGGAAGAGCCUUCUAAAGAAAAUGGAGAAGUUGCACUUAAGGAGCAGCAACUUAAGGAGUGGUCAGUCAAAGGCCAAACCCAUCAUAAGUGAACCUUUCCUUCUGGAAGGACUUAAUGAGGAGAAGAUGAAGAUGCUUAACUGUGUAAAUAUCGCUGACCUCCCUGGCAUCCAAACAAAGAACAAUUCUUCCUGUUCUCCUAGCUGCAUAAGAAACAAUAAGUUUGAAAACAGAACGGUGAGCACUGCCCGUCCUCUUAAAAAACCAGAAAGCUGCUGUGAAAGAAAGGGGAGGUGUGCUGAGGACUUGGGCAAAUGCCUGCUGUGGAGUGAUGCAUCUCAGGGAAACCUAAACAAUGAAGUAGAGUUGCAAACAAACCAGAUGUUUCAAGUACCACACGGCCACAAACCUGGCACUUUCCCCAAAGCCCUCAUGAAAAGUCCUGUGUCUCCAGGAGAUGACUCUCCUGUCAGCUGGAGAACUGGCUGUGGAGGGAGCCGGAGCAGAAGCAAGACCAAGGACUCCAAAGCCCCCAGCAGCCCCAUCUCACGCGCAGAUAACAGGCUGAGUGUGUAUGACAACAUGCCUAAUGUUGAAUUUGAUAAGCUGGAAGCAGCAGAAGUUGGAGAUGAUGAUGUUUUUUCAGAACUGAACAGUGUUAUAGAAGAUGUCAAGGGUCUCAGAAAGCUGGUUGAUCAGUGGACAGAGAAGUUCUCAGAUGAUGGGUAUUUGGACUUACCCAGUGACUUAACGUCUCUGUAUCCGUCCUUACCUAAAGAAAUCUCUCUUGACACAGAGCACUCAGAAGUUAAGAGAGCAGCUGUGCUGUCCUCUGAGGGAGAGGACAGCUGUGAGCUGGGCAAGGAGCUCAGCUCUACAGACCUGGUGUUCAUAACAGACCCUACAAAGACCAACAGGCACAGGAAGCAGUGUGGGUCUGUGGAAGACAGCAGGAUCGUGGAAGGCUUUUCCACACAGGCUGACAGUCCAUCGGCCACCCAGCUGGCCCGGGCACAGAAGCUGGCACUGCUGAAACUCACUGCUGUCAUGGACAGAUACUCCCCUUCCAGUAAGCAGGGCUGGAACUGGACUAUACCAAAAUCAAAAAAAAUAAACACCUCUGACUACAAGGACAAAAAUGUCUUUGGGGUCCCCUUGCUGCUGAACGUUCAGCGAACAAACCACCCGCUGCCUAUCGGCAUCCUGCAGGCACUGGAUUAUUUAAGAAGCCACUUCCUUGACCAGGUUGGCCUGUUCCGCAAAUCUGGUGUUAGAUCCAGGAUCCUGUCCUUAAGAGAAAUGAAUGAAACCAGGUCGAACAGUGUGUGCUACGAAGGGCAGUCAGCCUUUGAUGUGGCAGAUAUGGUGAAGCAGUAUUUCCGAGACCUUCCUGAGCCCAUAUUUACCAGCAGGCUCUGUGAAUCCUUCCUCCACAUCUACCAAUAUGUGCCGAAGGACCAGCAACUGCAGGCUGUCCAGGCUGCCAUUCUCCUCCUGCCUAAGGAGAACCGGGAAGCCUUGAAAAUUCUCCUCUUCUUCCUACGAGAUGUGGUCGCGUGUGUUGAGGAAAACCAAAUGACCCCAACCAACAUUGCUGUCUGUCUCGCCCCAUCGCUGUUUCACCUCAACACCCUCAGACGGGACAGUUCCUCCUCCUCCACUCGAUCAAGCCAGAGGAAAUGCAGCCUGGGGAAGCCGGACCAGAAGGAGCUGAGCGACAACCUGGCAGCCACGCAGGGCUUGGCCCACAUGAUAACAGAAUGCAACAGGCUCUUCCAGACUGAUUUCCCAGCUUGACCUCGGCCCUUCCUUGUUAUUAUGGACUUUGCUAGCACUUACUGGACUGGGACUCACGCUGUCUACUAUCACCGAUUCUGAGCCUGCCCUGUUGGCUGCUGCCCCACCUCCUGGCUCACUUAGCACUCCUCACCACGGAUGUGCCUGAUGAUCUGCACUUGGGGCUGACCCUGUUUUCCACUGUUGUCUGCCACUCUCUCAGGUACUGGGGGGCAGGGUGGCUUCUCCUGCAGCCUUAUCACAACUGAUUCGCAGCCCCCUUAUCCCAGGGAGCUCUUGGUGCAUCCCAUUAUUCAGCUCUGCUCUUCUUUCUUGCACAUGGCUCUUAGCAGUAUGGAGCUGCCUCCCUCACCCUUCCCCAGUGAGCCCUGAAGCCCACUGCAGGGGUGGGGUGUUCUAAACUCCCUCAUGGCUCUCAGCCUGAGCAUUACUGCCUGCCCCAGAGCUACUCUUGGGCCAGCAGCCAUCCUGCACCAUCCUGCUAUGAGUGGAGCACAGUAAGGGGCUGUGACAACAUCCUCUGCCCUUCUGGGGGAGGGACCUGGUGCUGGCACUUGAGGACAGCUGAGACAGGGUUGCUCCCCUUCCUGAUGGUGACC